Dentiscutata heterogama is the source of this 660-nucleotide messenger RNA. The record is from the annotation of a GenBank genome assembly. Lineage: Eukaryota; Fungi; Glomeromycota; Glomeromycetes; Diversisporales; Gigasporaceae.
AUGGCCGAAACUAUAAAAAAUAAAAAGGAAAUUAUUAGAUGUUCGAUUAACCUUAUAUGGGAAGCUACUAAUGGAGGAGUUAGGAAAAUUGUUUUCAAUGACGCAUCGCGCUCAGCAACCAUUUUCUUAACUGAUGGCACUAAGGAUAUUGAAAAUUUGGACGCAACUGGAGUGGUUCUAAUUUCUGAAGAGAUUUAUCAGAAAAUAAUCAAUGAUCUAGCUAAUACCAUUGAAGAUAUAAUCGAUAUUAAAAUAUUUUAUCACAGUAAUAGACUAUUGGAAGUUGAUGAGUUAACGUUUGAUACUCAAACAAAUGAAAACGAUACAUUGAAUUUGGAAGAUGACCAAUGGACUAAAGGUAGUCAUAUGAAUGAUUAUUUUAAAAUCUCGAAAAGAAAUGAGAAAAAUAAACAAACUGAAAAUAUCAGAGAAACGGAUGAAUCUAUGCCCAAUGACCAGCAAUCAAUCAAUAUUACCUCCAGAAUGCUUGAACAAACGACCCUAGCAAACAAUAGUACACAAGCCGAUGACAAUGGAUCUAUUCAAGAUAAUAAUAAUGAAGAAGACUUGGAUGUAAGUGAUGACGAUUCACCAGGAUGGUCAGAAUGUGAAGAGUGCUAUGGAAAUAAAAAGGAAUUAUGUGAACAUUGUGGUUGUUCU